Messenger RNA from Aspergillus heteromorphus CBS 117.55, 777 nucleotides. RefSeq lists its product as uncharacterized. Bases 1 to 777 code for a protein of 258 amino acids. The transcript has a single exon. Lineage: Eukaryota; Fungi; Ascomycota; Eurotiomycetes; Eurotiales; Aspergillaceae. The record is from RefSeq and is a predicted model, not a curated record.
AUGACGGCCAUCAUCCAGAAAUUACGGCGCAAGAGGAAGCUGUCCUCCGAACUGCACUCGCGCUGGGGCGACGUCGCCAUCAGCUAUCCCACCGGCGGGUCGUGGAGUCAAUGGGAGCAGUCGUCGCGUGCUGGACCCUCUGCUAUAGCUGACCACGGCCAGCGCCGUGGCUCUCUCGAACCCAACCGCUCCGCCACUUCCACUCGCAUGGGGAGUCACAGCAGUCUCGACGCGCGGGCGCCCUCAGUCGAUUCCGCCAUGACCAUCCCCACGGGGCACUACGACGCGCGCGUUGGCAAUCGCUCGCGGCGGAUGCCACAGUCGUGCAGCCCGCCCACCGAACCGCUGCCCAUCGAAUCACCCCGGGCGUGGUCGCCCUCCGGCUCCGACGACGACUCGGGAGACGAGGAGGACGAAACGGAGGUGCCUGCGCCUCUCAAUCUCUCGCGUGGGCGGCAUCACGCCCAUCCCGACGAGGCGGACAUCUACUCGCGCGCCUCCAAAUCGCCGCCCUUGUCCGUCACGUCCCGCAUGCGCCGCUUCAGCGUGCAGAGCCACAUGGGCGAGUCGUCGACGAGCGGACCGGGGACGACCAGCUCGCGGCACACCAGCUACACCUCGUCGACGCCGUCGAAUCCGUCAGACGACAGUCGACACCACAACUAUCGCCCGGCAACACAGCCGGAACGCAAGCCCGUCCGACGCCCCAAGCCGGAGCCGCUGACGCUACGGCGACAGCCCGAGCUGGUGCCGUCAUAUGACGAGCUGUAUGGGUAG